Messenger RNA from Pomacea canaliculata, 4100 nucleotides. RefSeq lists its product as uncharacterized. The record is from RefSeq and is a predicted model, not a curated record. Lineage: Eukaryota; Metazoa; Mollusca; Gastropoda; Architaenioglossa; Ampullariidae. The transcript is spliced from 5 exons. Gene Ontology annotation, molecular function: zinc ion binding; nucleic acid binding. Bases 1166 to 3058 code for a protein of 630 amino acids.
UCCCACUAGCAGAUUCGGCGAGGAACCUUCAGCAGCAGUCUCAAACACAGCAACAGCGGCUCCACAGCAACAACAGCAACAGCGAGUCUGUCAUAAAUCCACUCCAAUCUACAAUACCACAAUUAACAACCGCCGCUGUAUCAAUCAGCCUCUCGAUUACUGGAUGGCUCUCUCCCUCAACUCGCUGCUCGAUACUCGCUCAUCGGUACUCCCUGUUCGUUACUCGCUACUCGCUCUCAACUCUCUCUCUGCCGACCGUCGCUACGGUCCGGCUUCUAAAUCCCCCCCCCCCCAGUCCACUAGACCUCUGUGUCGCAUUCCUCCAGCCGCACGUGAGGUCCGAAACUCACGUGGUGCUCACGACUUCUACAUCCGUCCCUCGAUUACGCAGUUGUGGUGUCACAUGGCAGAGGGGCAACACACACACACAGGGCCGGCUACGCCACCCCGCUCCCCCCUCCACUUCCUUCCACCAAACUCAGGCGGGAUGGAAAAAAAAACAACAACUAAGGAGGUACGGACUAGUCUGUGACAGGGGCUUCUUCCUUUAUUCAUCCUCUGGACAAAGAGACAGGGCGCUAGAUGUCAGAAGAGACGAAGAUGGCGAAUGGGACAUGGCAGGAGACGAUUGGAAAUCCGUUGUGUCUCACCGGCAAGCUGUUCUUUCUAGGAAUCGCCAAGGACAGCUUGAAGGUGGAUGUGACGCGAGUAAUAGAAGGUAAGUGUGUGUGUGUGUGUGUGAAGGUGUGUACUUUAUAGAAGUGAACCUUUCCCGUCUGUCAAGGUCUGGUGCUAAAGCAGAAAACCGUUUUUGUGCAAGGUCUUUAAGAUGGUUUCCCAGAAAGUGACGUAUAUAGGGUUACGUUUGUGAUGGGUUUGUGGUACUCCGACAUCCGGGCAUGUAUGGCAACCAUGUCGAGGUGUUGUAGCUCUCGGAGGGUCGGUGAUCGAUGCCGUGGACAAGCGGCUGUUCGCGGUGGUGACAGACCUCUUCUACGACGCAGACAUAUGCUGUUGGAUCAUCAACUCCGCUGACCGCCAGACCGUUGAUGACGUCACGCGACGGCUCACGAACAGACCCAGUGACGUGUUGCAGCAGAAGGAGGAAGUAAGGGUAACGAGGUCCGUACCGAUAAACAAACUCCCACCCGGCAGAGGAAGAGACAUGGUGUCUGCUGCUCGUGAAAAAGGCCUCCAGCAGCUACCUUCACCUUCUCCACCAUCACAGGUAAUUCCACCUGGUGUCACUGGUCACCGGCCCAUGGCAUCAUCGGACCAGAGUCUUCCAACACCUGCAGUGCCAGCCUCUCUUCCUGCGGUCGGGCGCGUGGAGCUGCAGCGGAUGCUUCAAGACAUCAAGGAGGGCAAGUUCGCGGCCACACGGGGGGUCGUCCGACUGCUGUGCAGAGACAUCCUCACCCAGGAGCAGUUCCAUGCCCUCUGCCUGGAGUCCGAGAUGAUCGGCUGUCAUCUGUCUCGAGCUACGCAGCUGGAGGUUGUCGUGAUGUCAGCUGAAACCUUCCUCCAGGAACACCGCGACCUCUUCAACCACAUCCGCCGUCUUCCACGCAACCAGUGGCUGCAGGUGGCCCCGCUGAUUGCGCAAUCGCAGAUAGAUACUAAGGUGAUAGGUAUUCGCGUGGAGGAUGUAGACCGCCGGUUCCGACCGCUGUGCAAAACAUUCAGUCACGUGCAACACAUCAUGUCCAGUCACUGCGCAUGUGACAUCACCGUCAGGAGCAAAGCAGUCGCUAAGGACUUUGUUACCACACCAGAUCCUUCCAUUUUGCCUGAAAAUACGUUGGGAACAUUCCAGAUGUCACUGCAUCACCAGACGGGAUUGAAGGCGAGCACUGUUGACAUGAAAGUCCUGCGUGACCUGUCCUGUGCGACAGGGCGUGUCACUGACUGGCAGUCGCCUGGCAUCACCAGAAAAGGCCAUGAUGCAGGCCUAGCCGAUGAAAGACGAUUACACAUCCAAGAAAGAAGAUGGGAGGAGGACUUGCCACCCACACACCGGGGGGCGUUUGGUGGCCUCAGAAUCAACCAGGAGAACGAAGGAACUAGAAAACACAGCAAGCAUCACAAGAAGGAAACGAGCAGACGAUGGCGCCGACGUCAGGCCAACAUACCCUCCCACUGCGGGUGUUGCCGCCAGACCUUCGUGGAUAUGGAAGAACACCUGCAGCAGAGCAGUCACCUCCGGUUCAUGAAGGAUGCCCGCAACUACAUGGAACUGAACAAAUUUUUCGAUACAGUACCAAGGGUCGAGGACUUCUUAUCGAAGUUUGUUCGAGAACCUUGCUCUCCCGCGAGUGCGGCUGUCGGCGAGAAGAAAAGCACCGACUUUGCUCGCCACACGGUCAGGGCUGACACUGCGCCAGUAAUGGACACAACUGCCCGUCAAGGGGUUGUUCGUGUCUCAGAGGGAGCCUCGAAGUUAGACAUCAGCACCUCGAACGUUUCGUCCGUCGAACGCUACACGGACGCCAUUGAGACAUGGAUGUCGGAAUCUCCGCUUUCUACAGAAGAGGAGAGCACGACACCUACAUGGACGUUGCAGAUCAAAGCGUCACCGAUUGGUUCACCUGGUCCAGGUGGGCAGGAGGAACCUUCCAUCAAGCUCAUUUUCCACAGGACAAGACCACCAGCCAAGGCUCAGACGACAGACUCUAGCAAGCACGGGCGAGGGAGGCCAUCUACCAGAACGUCAGGAGGAAUCGAACCUUCGUCGUCAUCCCAACUCCACAUCAACUCCGCCCAGACAGCUGUUCCUCUGGGCGAAGUUCCUACACCAGACAGUUUGUCAGUCCAGCCUCCGUCUGUCGAUUUCUUACUGUUGUCCUCACCGCUAAAGUAUUCCUACAGAGACCAAGUCUUAGGAUUUGAUUCAUCUUCAAGUUCAGACCUCAAACCCGCUUCCAAAGGAGAAAAGGAGUGUGUUGCUGAGUCUUUACUUUGCUCCUUCAAGGACUGCUCCAUCUCUAGCAGUCUUGACCACGACGGAUUGUCUCAAUCGAAUGGAGACCGUUUACCGACCAACAGAGAACCUCAUUAGCGGCAAAGGUAUGUCCGACAUGGACGGUAAAACGACACACAGUACUGACGAGGUUGUUUGGACUGGAAACACCAAGGAUACCCACACCAAGAACGCCAACAACUUUACAGGCACCGAUGGCCGGGCUAGAGCGCAAAAUGAACUCUUGCAGUAUGGCAGACAACCCUCCUUGCAUGAAGUCUCAGAACCUGCAGUGUCCUCUACCAUCCUCAUGUCAGGCCGUCGCGGGGGUUCAAAUAAUGACUUUUGUCAGAAAGAGGCAAAGAGACGAGACAGAAGGAAAAUAGCGAAGAUGGAAAAUACCCUUUGGUUUCCGCCGACAGCGGAACCAAAUGACGAAGGAGCGAGACCAGACGACCGACAAAAUACGAUCGAGCAGACGAGAGGUAUCGCCGUCAAAGUGAACAGCACUUCCGGCAGAGCUCGACCCAGAAAAUUGUUGUCGGGGCUUGAAAUGAUGCAGAUACUUAAUGAGGUGAAGGCGGAGAAUGAAUCUUGUGACAGACCAACGGAUGUUGAUAGAAAGAAGUGCGAUGAAACUGGUUAAUCAGCGUCUCCUGCUGUUGUUGGUGUUAGAAGUGAUGACAGAUGACUCGUUCAAGGGUUAAAGAUUAUGUGACUUUUUUCUAACUCUGAAUGCUACUUAACGGACACUCAUAUUUCACAGAUAUGUAAUAAUUAUCACAGCUAACAAUUACUAGUCCAAAGACAAUAUUUUGCUCGCCAAAGCAGAAAACAGCAGAAGUUGCACCACUACGAGAGAACAUUAACAACACCGACGGAGAGCAAGUGUAUCGUUAGGAUUCCAGCAAUGAACGCCGGAUCAUCUGUUGAUGCUGGAUAUUCAUGACUUGUAAUUGAAUAUAGAGCUACGAUCACAAUAUUGUGUUUAAACACACUCGUAUAAAAAGAAUUAUUUGUACAUACAAGAAAACAGUCGGGCGAAAACCAUGGCGAAGAGUGUCUGGGUCAUCUUACUGAAAUGGAGACUUUUAUUCCUAUUUUAAUUUUAUUGCCAUUUAAAUUUUAUUGCCAGCAGAAA